AUGCCGCUCAAUAACCACGGGCCAGCUGCCCCCGACGACGCCAGCAGCGCCUCUAGCAUCGUAAACAUCUCGGCGAACGUCACGAUGGCCAGCUUCUUGUUCAGCACCUCGUGCAGUGAUUACGUCCGCGCGGCACGCCAGCAACCGAUUUUCAGAGGGGUAUAG
Aphanomyces astaci is the source of this 165-nucleotide messenger RNA. RefSeq lists its product as hypothetical. The record is from RefSeq and is a predicted model, not a curated record. NCBI's taxonomy places the organism in Eukaryota, Oomycota, Saprolegniomycetes, Saprolegniales, Verrucalvaceae. The coding region runs from base 1 to 165 and encodes 54 amino acids. The transcript is spliced from 2 exons.